GCUCCUGCCCGCACUGGGGCUCUGCCCGGCGCUCUGUGCCGCAGGCAGCAGCCAUGGGGGUGCCGGGGGGGCCCCUCCCUGGGGUUCACACUGCUGUCUAGGGGGGCUCCAUGCCUGCCCCCCGUCCGGUCCAUCAUGCCAUUGCUGGAUUUCUUCUGGGCUUGCUUCAAAAGAGCCAAGCGCUUCACUUCACUAGAAGAUAAAGAUGCAGAAACUGAAGCCAAGAAAGCUUGUGACUGGCUGCGAGCGGCGGGGUUCCCCCAGUAUGCCCAGCUUUAUGAAGACUCACUAUUCCCUCUCGACAUCAGUGCUGUGAAGAAGGACCACAGCUUCCUGGACCAGGACUCCCUCAAAUCCCUGUGCAGGAGGCUGAUGACCCUAAACACAUGUGCCUCCAUGAAGCUGGAAGUUCACUUUCAGCGUAAACAGAAUGAAGACUCUGAGGAAGAAGACCUGUGUGCCAUCAGCAACCGGUGGGCUUUUCAGAGGGACAGCAAGAGAUGGUCCCGGGUAGGCUCUGUCGAUGUCCUCUCGCAGGGCUCCGAGGUGCUGAGCUCUGCCAUGCGGCUGGCAUCCAGCCACGAGAGUGUCCUCACGGACCUCAGCACCAACCCGGAGGCUGUGUCCCUGCACAGCAGCAGCAGCACCGGCGGCACACUGGGCACUGGGGCUGUGCUGCCUGAACCCCCAUCCCCAGUCCAUGCUGCCACCACCCUUGCCACCUCCAGCCGCAGCCUGAGCGAGCGCUCCUUGCCCGAGCAGCCCUCGAGCCAUGGUGAGGGUUCCAAGGAGAAGGUGAAGAAGCGACGUUCUCGCAGCUUCCUGAAGAGGAUCGAGUCCCUCCGAAGGAAGGACAAAGAGAAAGCCAGCCCAGACGAGACGGUGGCUCCACACAGCAGCAUCACAGCUGCACCAGGAUGGGGCUCCAUGAAGAGUAAUGGGGACAUUGCAGCCACCAAAGCCAACUCCUCUAAAAGAGGGAUGUGUUCCUCUUUCCAUGGCAAAAAACGCUUCUUCUCUGUAUCGUACAGGACUAACCGCUUGCUUGGCUCAGGUGGGAGCAAGGUGAGCUCUGACCCAAAACGGAGUGGAGUCUAUUUGGAGGACUAUGAAAUGGCUGUGACAGCCAACAGCAACUGGACUGCUGGAGAAUGCCAGCAGCGGCAGGCACUGCGGGGGAACUGCCUGGUUUACAUCCCCCAGGACCACAAGCCAGGCACGUUCCCCAAAUCCCUCUCCAUUGAGAGCUUGUGUCCCUUGGGCGGCAGCUCCCUGACCCACUGGAAACACGGGAAUGUGCCCUUUGGGGUGGUGGGAGGUGGCAGGGGUGGCAGCAGCAGCAGCAUGGAAGGCACAUCCUCCCCGAGGGGCUUUGCCUGCCACCGGCAGCGCGGCUCCUGCAGCUCCCUGGGCAGCAGGCUCAGUGUGUAUGACAACGUGCCGGAGUUCGGCAGCAGCGAGGAUCUCUGUAAGGAGGAUGGGGAGGUGACCUAUGAGAAUCUCGACGACAUAUUACAGCACAUGUGGGGGCUGCAGCAGAAGGUGGAGCUCUGGUACAAAGCCAUCUCCCCUGACCUGGCUGGGGAGGCAGAGGGUGAGGAGGAGGAUGAGGAGUUGGACUCAGGAGGGGAACCCUCCAACCUGCACUUCGAAGAGCGGUCCAUGUCGGAUGUUGGCACCUCUGCCAGUGACUUUGAUAGCACGGGCAACUCCCUCAAUGAGGCUGAAGAGAUCGAGAUGCGGGAGCGCCGGGACUCGGGGGUGGGAGCAUCACUCACCAGGCCUUGCAGGAAGCUGCGCUGGCACAGUUUCCAGAACUCACACCGGCCCAGCCUGAACUCUGCCUCCCUGGAGAUCAACCGCCAGUCCUCUGCUCAGCUCAACCUGCUCCAGAAGUGCUCCCUGCUCCGUCUCACUGCCAUCAUGGAGAAGUACUCUGUGCCCCACAAACAAGCCUGGACAUGGACUGUGCCCAAGUUCAUGAAGCGGAGUAAAGUCCCCAGCUACAGAGAUAAGAUGGUCUUUGGGGUGCCACCCAUCAUCAAUGUGCAGCGGACGGGGCAGCCCCUGCCACAGAGCAUCCAGCAGGCAAUGCGCUACAUCCGCAGCCAGUGCCUGGACCAGGUUGGCAUUUUCCGGAAGUCAGGGGUGAAGUCCCGGAUUCAGGCUCUCCGGCACAUGAAUGAAACCAGCCCUGACCACGUCAACUACGAUGGGCAGUCAGCGUACGACGUGGCUGACCUGCUGAAGCAGUACUUCCGUGACCUGCCAGAGCCCAUCUUCACCAGCAAGCUGACGGAGACCUUCCUGCAGAUCUACCAGUUCGUGUCGAAGGAGCAGCGGCUGCAGGCGGUGCAGGCGGCUGUUAUCCUCAUGCCCGAUGAGAACCGGGAGGUGCUGCAGACCCUCCUCUACUUCCUGAGCGACAUUGCCUCUGCGGAGGAGAACCAGAUGACCGCUGGGAACCUGGCCGUGUGCCUCGCUCCCUCCAUCUUCCACCUCAACGUGUCCAAGAAGGAAAGCACCUCCCCAAGGGCGAUCCACAAGAGGGGCACCAUGGGGAAGCCUGACCAGAAGGACCUCAAUGAGAACAUGGCUGCAACACAGGGACUCUCCCACAUGAUCACUGACUGCAAGAAGCUCUUCCAGGUCUCCCAUGACAUCUUACUGCAGCUGAGCAGCUCCUAUAUGGCAGCAGAUGCUUACCCACAUCCCCUGACUGACUUUGUGUGUCAGGGGAAAAGCAAGGAUUUACACUCCUUCUUUGAGCAGAGUGUGCAGAACCUGCUCAAAGAGUCAUCAGAGAAAUUCAAGGGGUGGCUGAGCACCCCAGGGCCCCUGAACACGGAGCUCUCCUGCAAGAAGGUUGGGGACGGGCACCCUCUGCGCUUGUGGAAGGUCUCCACGGACAUCGAGGCCCCUCCUGCCACAGUGCUGCACCGGGUGCUCCGGGAACGUCACCUCUGGGAUGAGGAUCUGCUGCAGAGCAAAGUGGUGGAAGCCCUGGACAAGAACAUGGAAGUCUACCACUACGUGACAGACAGCAUGGCACCCCAUCCGCACAGGGACUGCAUGGUGCUCCGGCGCUGGUGCACGGACCUGCCGCGGGGCACCUGCCUGCUCAUCUCCAUCUCGGUGGAGCACGACAAGCUGCCGGUGGAGGGAGGUGUCAAAGCCAUCGUGCUGACAUCCCAGUACCUCAUUGAGCCCAGUGCCAUGGGCCGCUCCAGGGUGACCCACAUCUGCAGAGCUGACCUCAGGGGCCGGUCUCCCGAGUGGUACAACAAGGUCUUUGGCCACCUCUGUGCCAUGGAGCUGGUGAGGAUCCGAGACUCCUUUCCAGUCCUGAGUGCCAGCGGCCCCGAGACGAAGAUCUGAGGCACCAGGAAGAUGCUCUGUCUUGUGUGAUGUGGACUUGCCAGUGGAUCUGUGCUGGGGCUCACAGAGGGAGCAUGGGAUGGGCAGCCAGAGGUUGGCACGCUCAUGGGCACAUAUUUAUAAGCGUUCUUUUAUCCUGUGCUGGGCAUUCCCCAUCCCACUGUCCUGCUGCUGCUUUGGGUGCCCCUCAAGCAGAGAUGAAGCUGUGCGGCCCAUGGUCUCCACAGGAAUGGUUGGUGAGCAAAGGGCAAAAGAGGGGCUGUGGCAGAUCCGUGGCCAGGGCUGGUGAGCCAGGAGCAGCCACAGUGGUGAAGGUGUAUGGAACAAAGCAUAAGUGAGCGGGGAGGACGGUGCCGCAUCCGUAGGUCGCAGUGCUGUGUUGGGAAGUGAAGGGAGGGCGGCGAGGGGUGGGUUGUGUGUGUGGUGUCACCCGGUGGGACAGCCAGGGAGUCACUGUGAGAACCUGUUUGGUAGUGGAAGAGGCUGCUGUGCUAGGAGGAGGUAUAGAGGUACACCUCAAGGGCCAGCCCUUGAGUGCAGAAGGAACCUAUUGCACCUUUGGUGCUGAAUUUAAUAGAAGAUGGCAAAGUGUUUUAGUCCUGUGCUUUGCUCUUACACAGCUGAAAGUCUUCCCUUGUGCACUAGGCUUCAAUGGGACUGCAUGGAUUACAUUCCAAGCUAGUCUAUCCUUUGAAGCCAGCCUACCUGUUUGGAGAGGGCAGAAUAUCUCUAGAGCAGCAGAACUGCUGCCCCUAUAAUUGGCUGCAGGCUGGGAAGGGGCAAUGUCCCCUCCAAACUACAAGGAGGCAUGAGGAGCAGGAGGAAGCCGAGCAGCUGUAGCAGCACCCCAAAGGCUUUGACCAGGGCAGCAUGAGCAUACUGAAGGGCUGUGCUCAUCCCAGCUAACAAGGGGACAAUACGUGCAAAGCAUGGGCCAAACAUGCACCAGGCUCUGUCCUGUCCUCACUGCUGCAGUAAAGUGAGGUGGCAGCCAGGAGCUGGUGAUGUUCUGGACUGACCCUUCUUUGGACAGCUAUAGGUGGCAGAGCCCAUUGCCCCUCCUGGGUGCUGAGCCAUCUCCCUACUCCUGCUCCUUGCAGUGACAACUGUUCCCCUUCCUUUCCUCCAUGGAGGAACUGGCCACCAGAGCUAACAGCACCCAGGAGCUGACCUGGUUUCUCCAUUCAGGCAGGGACCGAAGUUACCAGACAUCGUUCCAACUGGAAGGCAACAUGACCCACGCACGGGAGCGAUUCCCGGUGUCAGUUUUGAUGUAACACAUCCUAUCUGUCUCUCUUUUGGUGAAACAAACAAAUAACUGGGCCUCUAGUCUAUGUUUUUAUAUAUACAUAUAUAUAUAUAAAUUAUAUAUAUGUAUAUAUAAAAAUAACUAACAUUUGGAGGAAUGAUUUUUCUCCUAAUAUUUUUAGGAUUUUUUUUCUAUCUAUAAAUACUUGUACAGUUGGAAUAUUAAUAUAUAACUACAGCAGUAGAGCUCAGCGCCAGGUGAUGCUCACUUAAAAGACGUGUAUUUUGUAUUUAAAGGACUGUUGUUUUGUAUCAUAUGCAACUGCAGCAGAUUGGUUGACUUGGAUGGGGACUGCUCUUCCCAUCCGUGUAAUUAAUAAAGUACUAACAGUC
This is a messenger RNA of Melopsittacus undulatus (budgerigar), 5019 nucleotides long. RefSeq names its product StAR related lipid transfer domain containing 8 (gene STARD8). Gene Ontology annotation, biological process: regulation of Rho protein signal transduction; signal transduction; actin cytoskeleton organization. The record is from RefSeq and is a predicted model, not a curated record. Gene Ontology annotation, molecular function: lipid binding; GTPase activator activity. NCBI's taxonomy places the organism in Eukaryota, Metazoa, Chordata, Aves, Psittaciformes, Psittaculidae. The transcript is spliced from 15 exons. Bases 136 to 3378 code for a protein of 1080 amino acids.